AUGGCAGGCAAGGCCCCCAACACACGUUCCUAUGGAGCUGCGGCUACGGCCCCGCCUCCCUCCAACUAUGGAGGGCGAGGCGCGUAUAAUCCAGACAGCCUCUUUUCGGGGGCUCGCGAUUGGCAAAAUGAUGACGUAGAGGCGUUGGCUUCAGACCAGCGUUCGCGGCUUCUUCACACAAACGAACGCCUCGACGACCACAGCGACCGCCUCGCCCGAGCCCACCGCACGGCGCUGCAGAGCGAGCAGAUCGGGUACGAGAUUCAGGGCCAGCUGAGGGAGGACCGGGAGAAACUCGAACGAGCCUACGGCAAGAUGUCAAUGAUAACAUGA
Acanthamoeba castellanii str. Neff is the source of this 333-nucleotide messenger RNA. RefSeq lists its product as uncharacterized. Lineage: Eukaryota; Discosea; Longamoebia; Acanthamoebidae. The record is from RefSeq and is a predicted model, not a curated record. The coding region runs from base 1 to 333 and encodes 110 amino acids. The transcript has 4 exons.